AUGAUAACUCAAGUUAUAACAGACGAUGAAGAUGGAACUAAUAACGGUGUACUUGAUUUAAGUAUUAGAAAAAGAUUACCUGUAUUACUUUCUCCACCAUCUUCAACGGUAUCGUCAUCCUCUUCAUCAUCAUCAUCAUCAAUUACUUCACCUAAACGUAUUUUACCUACUGGUAAACGUAUGUUAGAUUCAACUAUUUCAAUUCCAUCAUCAACACCUAAAACUCAACCAACAAAUAAACGUCCAUUACGUUUUCAAUGUAAACAUUGUGAUUAUAAAGCACCAUCAACAUCACUUAUGCAAAAUCAUAUAUAUCGUCAUACAGAUUUAACACCAUAUGCAUGUGCAUAUUGUGGUCAUAAAUCGACAACAAAAUCAACAAUUAUGGUUCAUAUUGAACUUUGUCAUCCAAAUAUGGAAGUUAAAAUACAUGAAAAUCGUGUACGUGAACAAGAUUUUUAUCGAGAUUUAAAUAGUUCAGAAAUAACAGCAAUACAAGAACCACAAAUUAAAAAACAACGUCAAUCAAAUCAAUAUGAUAAUGAAUCCGAACCAAUAAAUGGUGUAGCUAUUUCAUUAAAAACAAUAAUAGAUGAUGGAAAUGAAUAUUCACCAGAAGCAAAUGAUGAAAUUUAUGAAACCGAUCAUUUUCAAUCUAUUCUAUUACCAACAUCAGAUAUUCUAGAUAAUAAUAAUGAACAAACAACACCAACUAAUCAUAUUGAAUUAUCAUCAUCAUCAUCAUUUAACUUUAAAUUUUCACCACCAUCA
Molecule: messenger RNA, 771 nt
Organism: Adineta steineri
Lineage: Eukaryota; Metazoa; Rotifera; Eurotatoria; Adinetida; Adinetidae
Source: the annotation of a GenBank genome assembly